Suncus etruscus (white-toothed pygmy shrew) is the source of this 1020-nucleotide messenger RNA. It is a transcript of the gene CALHM2, whose product is annotated as calcium homeostasis modulator family member 2. Gene Ontology annotation, molecular function: monoatomic cation channel activity. The record is from RefSeq and is a predicted model, not a curated record. The coding region runs from base 1 to 1020 and encodes 339 amino acids. The transcript has 2 exons. Lineage: Eukaryota; Metazoa; Chordata; Mammalia; Eulipotyphla; Soricidae.
AUGGCUGCCCUCAUAGCAGAGAACUUCCGCUUCCUGUCACUCUUCUUCAAGAGCAAGGAUGUAAUGAUCUUCAAUGGGUUGGUGGCCCUGGGCACCGUGGGCAGCCAGGAGCUCUUCUCUGUGGUGGCUUUCCACUGCCCCUGUGCACCAGCCCGGAACUACCUGUAUGGGCUGACGGCCAUCGGGGUGCCGGCCCUGGUGCUCUUCCUCAUCAGCAUCAUCCUCAACAAUCAAACCUGGAACUUGGUGACUGAGUGCCAGUACCGCAGGGCCAAGAACUUCUCGGCUGCCCCCAUUUUUCUGCUCCUGAGCUCCAUCGUGGGCCGGGCAGCGGUCGCCCCUGUCACCUGGUCCGUCAUCUCCCUGCUGCGCGGUGAGGCCUAUGUCUGUGCACUCAGCGAGUUUGUGGACCCGACCUCACUCUCUUCUGGGGACAAAGAAUUUCCUGUCCCCAAUGCCUCCCAGAUUCUGGCCAAAUUCCCUUGCAAGGAGUGUCCUGAUCACCUGUUAGUAUUCCGGGAAGAGGUCAGCCGCAGGCUCAAGUAUGAAUCUCAGCUCUUUGGGUGGCUGCUCAUCGGCACUGUGGCCAUACUGGUGUUCCUGACCAAGUGCCUCAAGCACUACUGCUCACCACUCAGCUACCGCCAGGAGUCCUACUGGGCCCGCUACCGCGCCAACGAAGACCAGCUCUUCCAGCACACAGCCGAGGUGCACGCACGCGUACUGGCGGCCAACAAUGUGCGGCGCUUCUUUGGCUUCGUGGCACUCAACAAAGAGGACGAGGAGCUGGUGGCCAAGUUCCCCGUGGAAAGCACACAGCCACGGCCACAGUGGAAUGCCAUCACUGGUGUUUACCUGUACCGUGAGAACAUGGGCCUCCCCCUCUACAGCCGCCUACACAAGUGGGCCCAGGGCCUGGGGGGCAAAGCCACAGCCCCUGACAUGGAGAUGGCCCUGCUGCCCCCUUCAGGUCAGUGUCUGACACCCACAACACCGGCCCAAAGUGCCUGGGGCAAGUGA